Acinonyx jubatus (cheetah) is the source of this 7420-nucleotide messenger RNA. Its product is annotated as cytochrome c oxidase assembly protein COX16 homolog, mitochondrial. Bases 73 to 399 code for a protein of 108 amino acids. Gene Ontology annotation, cellular component: mitochondrial inner membrane. The record is from RefSeq and is a predicted model, not a curated record. The transcript has 7 exons. NCBI's taxonomy places the organism in Eukaryota, Metazoa, Chordata, Mammalia, Carnivora, Felidae. Gene Ontology annotation, biological process: mitochondrial respiratory chain complex IV assembly.
GAGCUGCCGAGAUUCGGGAGGACGCGCUGGGCCUGUUGAGCUAGACGUCCAAGCGCGUCGGAGAGUUCAGUCAUGUCUAUACAAGCGGUGAUGCGCGCCCUGCGCAAGAACAAGACCCUUCGCUACGGAGUCCCCAUGCUGGUGCUGAUUGUUGGAGGUUCUUUUGGUCUUCGUGAGUUUUCACAAAUCCGCUACGAUGCUGUGAAAAUUAAAAUUGAUCCUGAAUUAGAAAAAAAGCUGAAAAUGAAUAAAGUGUCAUUGGAAUCAGAGUAUGAGAAAAUAAAGGAUUCCACUUUUGAUGACUGGAAGAAUAUUCGAGGACCCAGGCCUUGGGAAGAUCCUGACCUCCUCCAAGGACGAAAUCCAGAAAUCCUUAAGACUAAGACUAAGACAACCUAAGUGGAUUCUUUCUUUCUUUUUUUCUUUUUGACAAAAAUGCCAUCCACUGGAAUUCUUGCUACAUAUUCAGUGGGAAGAAAAUCUAAGACCUGCAGAAGCCUGGAUGCGAGCAAUGUGAUGACAGAUACUUUUGAUAAAAGUCAAAGUAACAUCACACAGUGAUUUUAUGUCAAACCUAUGUAGAAAAAUAAUACUGAUCACAGCCUGAUAAGAGUUUUGGUUUUGCUUAUAAUACUACUAAUCAGUCUCCAAAGUCUUAACCUGAUGAUUGCAUUGAUACCAUUAGAACAUGUUAAGAAAAUACCUCUCCAGACUGAGAGAAAAUAUUUGUCGACCACAUAUCUGCUAAAAGACUCAUAUCUAGAAUAUAUAAAGAGCUCCAAAAACUCAAUUGUAAAAAAGCAAACAAUCCAAUCAGAAAAUGGUCAAAAGACAUAAAGUGACAUUUCACUGAAGAGGGUAUAUGAAUGGCAAACAGGCACCUGAAAAGAAUGAUUGACAUCACUAGUCAUUAGGGAAAUACAAAUUUAGACUACACUGAGAAAUCACUACACAUUUAUUAGAACAGCUAAAAUAAAAAAGGGACAAUUCCAAAUGCUGGCAAAGAUGUGGAGAAACUAGGUCUCAAACACAUUGCUGGUAUAAUGUAAAAUGGUACAAGUGGUCUGGAAAAUUCUUUGGCAGUUUCUUUAAAAACUGCAUAGGGGACUUCAGUUUCCGGUCCAACAGAUAGCAACCUUGGAAGUCACACCUCCCAUCCUCACACAAAGGAUAAGCUGAAAAAACUGAAAAUCAACAACUAUUCUUUGAUCCAUGAGAGAAUUGAGGACACAGAACAAAACCACCACUGGAAAAUUUGAGACACGCAAAUACAGAGGAUCACAGGUUACCUGGAGGAGAAACCACCUGGAAGCCACAUCAGAUCCCGUGAGGCCAGGAGAUUCCAGGCUGGGCGAAUCGCCUCGGCCGCCUCAGCUACUUGUGUCCUCUGUGUGCAGAGUUGGCUCCCCAAGGACCUGCGGACGCCUUCACCGCAUCAGAACCACGUAAACCCUGCACUCCACAACCAGGAGUCCUAACAAAGCACAGAUGAGAAAAUCUUCCACAUCUGGUGUUCUGAGGAGCUGCCAACCAGCUGGGCUCUACUCCCUUUCUACAGCUAUUCCCUCUGCCUUCAUGCUUUGUGCUCCGCUUUCUCCUAUUUUUUUCUCACCUCCCUUUUCUUGCCAACGUAAACCUUGACACCAGAAACCAGGGCUCCUGAGCAUCAGAUGCCUGCAGGCAGUAAUAAUCAAAGCUUCCUGCUGGGCCGUUGCACCUGCUGCUUCACAAACAUCCUGCUCCCCACAGACACAUGUACACAUACCCAGACAUACAUGGUGGGCACCUGAGUGGGGAAGGACCAUCUGGGACAGUGGCCCUGGCAGGUAGCUCUGAGGUCUGCCCUCAGCAGCAUGAGUCACCAGUCCAUGUCAUCGCCGAGGAGCAUGUUUAGUCCUGUGCCAUAAAGGGAUGAUGUCCUUGCACAUCACCUUUUCCUUGAUCUAGAGAAUUUCUUCUGGGCAAAUCAAGUUUUCCUCAGGCAUUGAGGAACAAGAAAAGAAACUCCCAAAUCCUACACUGGACACCGUGUGUGAGAAAACCCCACUUUCGGAAAUCCCAGCUCUUCACCAACAAAGGCCCAGCAGGGAGGUUCUUCAGGCUUGUUUGGUGAUUUUUGUGGGAAGGGCCUGGGCGAGCAGACUAAGUAUAUUGGGAAGCACACAGGGAAAACAUCUUGAAAAAGUGGUGUAAAGGUGUCCACUCCUAAGCAGGUCCUUGGACUUUACAAUAUUGUGAAGGCCCCAAGGGCAGCCUUCUGUCCCCUAUCUGCUUCCUUCCUUUCCCAUUAAGGAAAUCAAGAAGCACCACAGUUGUCUUGUUCCCUCUUUCCCCCUUUUCCUUUGCUUAUUGCUUUUACCAUGAUCUUUCUCUUAAGUUCUGGUAUGUAAAGAUCAGAGAAGCCCAUAGAUAGCCAAGUGCCAAUCCAUGCACUCAGGCCACAGUUGGCCCCAGAAAAUAACAUCUGCUCUUUGCUAGAAAAAAAUCUAGACGCUUCAUCAGUUUAUGCCAGCUAAAAGCCUCCGUUUCUCCUACAAUUGAUGUAGGGCCUGCAUUUAUUAAGGUGUCAGAAUAAGAGAAUGUGAAAUUUUCUCAAAAGAUCACCCAUCUUUGAAUAAGAUCCUUAUUUUACAGAAGAGGAAUAUGAAGCCAGAGGAAAAGAGACGAGUUGCCCAAGGUCACCCAGGUGAUUUAGUAGAUGAUUCUGGGCUGAACUUUAGUUAUCCUGACUACCAAUUGAACAAACCCUCCUGUUCACUCGCAGUUCAAAGGGUCGGGUAGGGACCAUUAUUUUUUUCUAAAGGUCAUAAAGCCUGCAUAUCUCCAUUUGUGACUAUGUGUGAGGAUACAAGCUCCUGAGAGCAGGGACACUGUUUUUGACAUUUGUAACAGUGCUAGGUGAACACAUGCUAAAAAUUGUUUAUUCAAUGAAGAAUGUUAAAACAGGCUCCACUUGGUAUAGUUCAGGCUCCUCUAGUGGGCAGCACAGAGCCAGAAGCUUUAAAACAGCUCAGUUCUUUGGCUCAGUCCAGCUGCUGCUUCUUCCAAACCAAGGGAGAAAGUGUUUUUGAACGAACGAAGUGUGCCACAGAACUCCUUCACAGCACCAACUUGAUAAAGGGACCGGCAGAGAAGACUUUUAUUAAAAUCACUUACAUCAUCAUUCGUUCAUUGAACACUUAUGAAGCACUUGCCAUACACUAGAGACUUGUAUAGAUGUUGGAGAUUCAAACAGUAGUACUCUCCUCUUUUCAUGUUGCUUAUAUCCUUACAUGCGUUGAUCCUUGAACAAUAUGGGUUUGAACUGUGUGGGUCCACUUCUAUGCUGAUUUUUUACAGUACAGUACUGUAAAUAUUUUCUCAUGACUUUCUUAACAUUUUCUUUAUUGUAAGAAUGCAGUGUAUAAUACACAUAUAAAAUAUGCGUUAAUUGACUUUAUGUUAUUGGUAAGGCUUCCAGUCAACAGUAGGCUAUUGAUAGUUCAGUUUUUUUGUGGGGGAGGGGUGGCAAAAGUUACAUGCAGAUUUUCAACUACAUGGGGUCAGCACCCCUAGCCCCCGUGUUGUUCAAAGGUCAGCUGCAUAGUGAAGGCACUCUUUAUACAUUAAAAAUAAUAGACUGUGAUGAGUACUUUGUGAUAUAUAUGAGUCCCAGGUGCUGAGGAGGGAUUAAUUCAACACUGCCUGUGGCGUCUAGAGGCUUCCUGAACCUGGUUUCCCUGGAGGUGCACUUUGUAGUUGUGGAAGUUCACAGAAUACUCAGGGAAUGCUGUCUCCUCUAGACGGAGUAUGGAGUAAAUAGGAGAUACAGGCAGGAAGGCAGCCUUUGACCUCAAAGUUGUAGUACAAAAGGCUUGAUUGAUAUUUCUUGCUAAGAAAAUCAGAAUGAACACUGCAGGCAAGGGCAGAAGAAUCCCACCAUCUUUUGUAUCUUAAAUAACGUUCAGCAUUGUCAAAGAUGGACUUGAAAAUCACAAUGAAGUUUCUUUCCUCUCCCCCACCCCAUAUUUGACCCUGUAGUCCUGUGAACAUGAGUGUUACUGGAGCAGCCCUAAAAGCAGGAGUUCAGGACUUUCUCCUCUGGUGACCACUUAAGGGCUACUUUAAUAGGUGGGAAGAUAAAGGGUUAAACCAGGGACCUUUCAGUGGCAAAACAGAAGCAAGGACAGAGGGAAGAUUUCAGGGAUAGCCUGGGAAAUGUUAUUCCGUGCCACUUGCGCUCUAUUAUGUCAUCUCAAACAGUACUUGAUAGGUGAGGCUUUCUCUGACACCCUGGCAAAUGGGACACGUGGGGGCUGCUUCCUAAGCUACCGAAAGCACAUGUUCGUGUGCCUGUUGGACUGCCAGCCUUGGUAUCUUCUCAUCGCUGUUCCGUUGGCCUUCCGAUGACCCACAGAAAGGUGUGCGGGAGGGUUACUGAAGGAGAAAACAGACACUCAUAGGUGACUGGAUUACAGCCAUCUGGCAGUAAAAGCACUACCACCGAAAGCUCAAUGAUAGCAAGAUACUACACGGAUUACCAUUCGAUCUAACCUUUCAUAGCACUUAAAAAUUUUUACUUUUUAAAUGAAGCCGGCAAGCUCUCCAUCCCACAAGUAUCCACGGAGGCUAUGUGCAAGGGAGUGUUCUAAGAAUUAGCCUGGGGUAUGUUAAGUAUCCUUUCCAGAUCAGUUUGAACGCGACAGCGAACCCAAUUCAGGUCUCUAAAUCCCAAUUGCGGGCCAAGGCGCCGGAACCAAAGCGUUGCCGCUUCAUUUCCGGGCGGAGGCGCCAGUUUGUGGCGAGGGAUCGAUUGCUUUCGCCUGGCGGGGGUCGGUCCGGAGAAGACGGCGAGCUCGGCGGCUGCGGGCCGGCCUGACGGUGUACGGCGUCCUCGUCGCGGAGGAGCCCGAGCUGCUGAGAUCCGGUAGGCGCGCUGAGCCCGCGUCGGACGGCUCGGUCGUGUUUGCACACGCGCUGGUGCGAGGCCCCUUGUUGGUGAUGGAGGUGGCGAGCAACAACAACAAAAAGGAGUUCUUUAUGGCGAAGUCAGACCAUCCUAGGCCUCUUGAGAGUUACUCCUUCCUUUUUGGAAUGAAUGCCCUGUGGGCAGGAUGGCUGAAAACCAGAGGAUAGUCCCUGCAGAGUCCUCUGCUUCUGAAGAAACACUCUUAUUAUGAAAGCUGUAUCGAAGCAGGUCCUGACCGAUUAUUCCCUGCAUGCGAGGCUGCUCUGAUGCUUGCCUGGAAAGAGGAUAGUAAAGGGGCAGGAGAUCAUUGCAAACAGAUCACUGAACAGCUGCCAUCUACCCAGAUUGCAGUGCAGAUAUCAGUCUGCCCUGGUCUUGGGCCACCACAGUGCCGAUGUGAUGGAUUCAUGAAUGGAGUAGCCAUGGUGGACAGAUGAAGGCUCCGCCUGGACAGAGAAGCAUGGCGUCCCUCAUCAAAGCUGACCUUGCUACUGCUCCCACCCUCCCUGUCAGCCACGGAGACGGAUUCCGGACCCUUUUAGUGUGUGAAUCUUUGAGGAGUCACUUAGUGAUUACGUGAGACCCUUUCCACCCUGGAGAGGGCAGCAAUUCAUUUUGACUAAGAUUGAGAUGUUUUCUAAGUGUGCGUUUACCUUUCCUGCCUGUUACCAACUUGGUCAGCGCCUCUAUUGAUUCAAGGACUCACAGAGUAUCUGAUUUACUGACAUGGGAUCUCCCACAUACUGGCACUUCAGAUCAAAGGGCUGGAUUUAUGAAAAAAAUGUGGUUCUGCAGUGGGUACAUGUCUCUGUGAUUCACUGAUCCCGCUACAUCCCACAUCAUUGCUAAGCUGCUAGCCUGAAAGAGCAAUGGAAUGGCCUCAAAGAGACACAGCCGAAGCAACCGUUUGAAGGUGAUGUCUUACAAAGGUAUUCCUUCAGGAUACAGUAUACGUAUAUGUUAAAGCAGAGGUUGGCGAACUGGUUCAGAGGCCAAAUCGGGCUUGCUACUGUUUUACAAACAUGAUGUCAUUGGGACACAAGCACACUCAUCAUUUAUAUAUUGUCUGUGGCUUCUGUUAAGCUACGUCGGCAGAGUUAAGUAGUCAGGUCAGAGACUGUAUGGUCCACAAAGUCUAAAAUAUGUACCGACUGGCACUUUAAAGAAAAGGUUUGCCAUUUUCCCCUUAAAUCAGUGAUAGCUGUAUGGUUCUGUGUUACUGCUGGGAACCAAGGACUGGGAAGGAUCGCUCUGUUCCAGCAACCCACUUGGGAAACUUUUGCUUCCAGUUUCUGAAACUUUAGGGCUCUUCAGUUGAAGAACUAGAGGUCCUGGUUUCUAGAAAGGGAACACUUCCAAUAAGGGAAACAUUAAUAGUUCCACUAAACUUAAGGUAUUGGCUGCCACUGGUCAUUUUAUGCUCAUUGUGCCAGUAGACCAGCAAGAGGAGAAAAGAGUUACCAUACUUGAAGGGGUAAUUGAAUUUGAUAUUCAUGGGAAGGCAAGGUUACUGCUACAUACUGGUAGCAGGGAAGAUUUAUAUGUAGCACUCAUGUGAGCCACUCUUGGUAAUCCAGACCUUGUAAAUUGGCAAGCAGAGCUUAACUGUGGCCAGACAACAGCAUGGUAACCAAAGUCUCAGACCCCUCAGGUAACAGUACCACACAGGAAGCCACCUAGACCAGCAGAAAUGCAAGCACAGGGCGAGGGGAAUGUAGACUGGCUAGUAAAGAAAGGAAUCAUCCUUGUCAGUUCUGACCUCAGGACUGACGGCAGCUGUGGAGGCUAUAGUUUAUCCCACUAACUUCUCUUUUAAGUUUUCAUAGAAAUUGUAAUCAACCAGAAUCCUGGAGAAGUUGCCAAAGAAUGGAGUGAACCUAAUGUGUAAAGCAAGUGGACCUGAGUGGUUCAAGGGGUGGAGCACAGCAGACAAUGUUGGUGCUGUGUCCAGACGUCCUGAGUUUGCUUUCGUUGGCUUGGUGUACGCAUUCUCCUCCAGCUGCUUCAUGCGACGCUACUAAUGCACUUGCAACAUUUUCAAGAGGCUUGCCUUUGGUAGAUUGGAACAACAUCACCAGGAGGUGUCUGGAAGUUAUGCAUUACUUAUCCCUGUUACAGCCUGCAAACAGUGACUGCCUAAUGCCUGUUAUGGAGAUACAGAAACCUCACUCCCCUGCUAAGGUGGGAAAGACUGUGGUGUGCUGUGUGCAUCAGAGCUCCUGGAGAUGUGGGGCUGAGGCUAGACCCAGCUGAAACCACAGUCUUGCUUUGCUUCUUCCGUUCGCUUCUGCUGCUGCCCCUCCUUCCUUACAGGUUUUCCCUUUUUCUUCUCUUGCACAGUUAUAAAUUUGGACCUUAAAAGAUACUGUUGAUAUGCGGAUUCGUCUGAAACAGGCAUCCAGGGGCAUGUGUUUGGCCCCAAAUUUCUUAUGUAAUUAUGUAAUUUCUCUCUUAAUAAAAUACUUGAUUAUA